UUCGGCGGCACAUCGAAAGUGACCGUCGGUUCACUCUCACUAUCGUUGUUGCGCUCCCAAGUCGUACACACACGCGAACGAAUCAGAUAUAUGUAGGUACCAGCUCACAUGCACACAGUUUAUUAUUUUGAUUAUAAUUAUUACUAUCCAUAUUAUCCGAUAUCGAAGUGUACGUCGUCGUACAUUUUUCUAAAACUAUAAAGCAAUAAUAACAAUAUAAUUAACACGGUUUUUCAAAUCUCGUCUCUCUAAUUUUUCCAUCUUUUUGAAAAAAAAAAAAAUCUUUUGCCAGUGGAUUUGACAAAAUAUCAGAUGGAAGUCAUGAAGUACGCGGUGCUUCUUCUGUGCACCGCCGCCGUCAUCUACACGCCCGCCUCUUCGACCGACACGAACGGCCGGACCAGGAGGCAGAGUUUCAUAGAUUUUUUGCCGUGGAAUUCAAGGAUCGGUACAGCCGACUCUCCAGCCGCCGCCGCCACCGCCGGUGGCACGAUGGUCACUGGCGCCCAGAGCGUGGCCCAGCAAAACGUGGCCGACGUCUGCCUGACCAGCAUACCUUGCAACCCUCGAGCUCGGUACAGGAGCUUCGACGGCAGUUGCAACAACUUACAGCAACCCGGAUGGGGCUCGGUCAACACUGCGUUGGUCCGACUGUUACCAGCCGCUUACCAAGACGGUAAGUAGACGCGUUAUACGUCCCGUCACAGACUAUACUAUUGAUAUGACACGACAAUGAUAUAAUGAUAAUAAUAAUAUUUUGUCAUAAUAAAUUAAUUGUUACGCGUAUAGUCGUGAUAUGGUACGCCUAUACUCAUUGUACUGAAUACUUAAAACCACCUAUCACACUUUUAACAUCAAUCGACUACACCCAAAUGUUCUUUUUCGAUUUAAAUUGAUACAAAUUCAGAAUCAACAGUCAUUAUUUUUCAGCUUCUAUAUAUUUUACCUUUAAAACCAUUUUAUUUGAUUAACUUUCUACUAUAAUGGCGCUUGUUUCACUUCUUACAUAUUAUAUUAUAUUAAACGGUAAUCAAACCAAUUUUAAAUUCACAACUUUUCGUGGUAUAAGCUACCAGUCGGUAACGGUACGUACUGCAUAUACAUAAUAAUAUAGAUGUACGUUCGAACAUUUAGAUGACAUAACUACUAUAAUAUUAUGUACCUAUUAAUUAUAAAACACGUUUUAGACAAUAUUUAUAUAGAUCUGAAACGGGUCUGCUCUUAUUUUCAUGUACCUAUAAAUAAUUAUAGACCGAAUCGGUUUCGCCAAGGUUAUGUACUUAUGUAAUUACCUAUAUGUAACUAUAUCAAAAAUAUAAAUCGAUACACUGGUAAAUAGUGCGCUGUAAUUACUUUAAAACGGUAUUUCAAUAUAAGGUGUUCAUUUAGCGAUUACUGCGCGUCAAAAAAUCAUUUCAAAUACGUUAUGUUAUUACCGUUUAUUAUUGUCGUCGUACGGUUUAGUUCGAUGGAAACAAGGUGAACCUCUUGAUCGUUAAAAUUUAAUUUUUUGUAUGUUACUGCAAAAGCAAGACUCGCGAUAUCAUUAUAUAAUAUGUCCAGUGAAUUUUCUAUUUUUACAAAUCCGAAAUGACAAAUAUGAAAUAAAGAUUACCUACCUAUUUGAUUUACACUUAGGGCGUACAAGGUACAACUGACAUUAUGUUGUGAAAUGUAUAAAACGUAUUACAUAUUAUUAUAUAGACUACGCGGGUGUA
Messenger RNA from Acyrthosiphon pisum (pea aphid), 1718 nucleotides. RefSeq names its product peroxidase-like protein. The transcript is spliced from 3 exons. Gene Ontology annotation, molecular function: peroxidase activity; heme binding. The coding region runs from base 313 to 684 and encodes 123 amino acids. Lineage: Eukaryota; Metazoa; Arthropoda; Insecta; Hemiptera; Aphididae. Gene Ontology annotation, biological process: response to oxidative stress. The record is from RefSeq and is a predicted model, not a curated record.